Messenger RNA from Symbiodinium natans, 188 nucleotides. NCBI's taxonomy places the organism in Eukaryota, Dinophyceae, Suessiales, Symbiodiniaceae. The record is from the annotation of a GenBank genome assembly.
GUCGUUGUGCGCGAGGCUAUUCUCACCUGCGUGACGCCGGACAAUUCGCGGCUGCCUCUUCUGGAUGCCUUUUCGCCCUGGCUCAAGCGCGAGUUCGUGCGGGAGAGUCGAUGCAAAGAAAUCGAAGAUGAGUUCCGGAAGCAGUGCGCCACAGCUGGAUGCGACGAGAACGCGCUUCCCGUUGUGAG